AUGGGCUCAAGCAGGCUCGAUAUUUCCUCCGAGGUUGAAGAGUCUUCAGCCAUCCUGCAAUCUUAGAAUUUCUCAGAUUUUUCCUAACUCAGAGAACAAAAUAUGAACGUGACAUAGUUUCACGGUGCUCAACUAACUCAUGAGCAGAUACUGGCAUUAUCAUUCAAGGAAUAUUUGUUUUCUUUGGACGAUACCUAAAUUUCAUAUAGAUGGUUAAAUAAAAUAGAUGCGAGGUAUAGUGGAAAGUAAAUGAUUCCAGCCAAUAAAGAGGAUUAAUAGGAGAAUAUAAUAAAGGAAAAGAUUAUUCAGCAACCAAUAGUUAAAAUAAGCUAGAAGAACUCACCUUAGGCUUAGAGAGAUCCAAAUUAUCAUGAGAAGCAAGAACAGUAGAGAUUGUAAUCACCAACAUUAUCAUAGCUUUAAAGACUUAGAAGGCAGAAUGAAUUAUUGCUAGAGAAUGAUAAAAUACAAUCAGCCAGAUUUUAAGCAGUCAAAGAAAGACUUGUCAGGCAGUAUGCAUAGUCUCCCAAAAAGCAAUAGGAAAUAUAGAUGCAAAUUAAUCAAUUGAGCAGUAUGACUGCUUCAAGGGGUAAUAGUAAUAAUCAUUCACAUAAAAGCAGUGGUCAAGGUGAAAGAUCUAAGUCAUAGAAUCAAAGAAAUACUAUAUCACCUCGAGAUUCACAAGUAUUUCAGAGACUACACGAAGAGUCGAAAAUGAAGUAGCAGUUUCAAUAAUAGAUAUAGGAAAUUAAGAUGAUACACGAAUUAAAGGAUUGCACAUUUUAACCAACGGUAUCGUCGAAUAAUACAACUCCCUUAUUCUCAAUCCCAGUUGCAUAGUAACCAUCGUAGUAAAAAGGGAACGAAACUCUAAUGACCAAUAUCUCAGCUAUUGAGUAAGCAAGCUUAAGUCAUAGUAAUAGCAAUAUUAAUCUCAUCAGUAGAGAUGAUUACUUUACCAAUUUAUCGAAGGUGGGUUCUAAACUUUAAAAAGCCUAAGAUUUAGAGAAAAUCAAAGAAAUAUUAGAACUUUAAGAAUGUACUUUCAAGCCUUAGAUAAACUAGAGACAGUCAUAAUCACGCUAAAGAUCAAACAGUAGAUCAGAUUCACCGAACGGGGAAGUCUGGGAUAGAUUGCAUAAAGAUCACUAAGAUCUAUAAGAACAUAAGUAAAAGCAGGCUUAGGAAAUCUUAUCUUAGGAGCUGAAGGAAUGUACUUUCAGUCCGAAAAUAGUAUCAAGAAGGUCCUUGAACAGUAUAAGCUCCAGAGAGGAGGAACCUCAACCUUAGCCAAACCCUUACACAAGACUUUAUGAAAAGCAUCAUGAAUACUAGCAAAUCAAAAAGUAAAAAGAAAUUGAGAAUAAGCAAAAGGAAUUGGAGGAGUUUACAUUCCAGCCUUAAAGAAUAACUAAGAGCAAAGAUAACAAGUAUCCUAAUUAUGCGCAAAAGCCUUAAGAUCACUUCGAGAAGUUGUAUCAGGACUCUAAAAAGAAUUAAUCUAAGAUACUCGAAAAUAUUCCAGAAAAAGAAGGGUCAUCUUCUUCAGUUAUAAAUGCAAGUAGGAGGUAGCAGCAGAUAUAAACUUAAAUAAGAAAUAGAAAAUCUAUGAGCAGGAAAGAGAUUAUGAUAGAUACUGAAGACAGCUAGACUCUAAGUAACAGAUCAUAUAGGAAGUAAGGCGAACAAGAGACUAAACCUAAUGAAAGGUCUUUGUAAAGAAUACAAUCUAGCAUAGUUAUCCAUCAUCCUUAGUCAGCCAAGAACUCUUCUUACCAUAAAAGCAUCGUGGAGAAAAAUGCACAUACACAAGAUCAAACCAAUAAAAGUAAAUAGAAAAUAUAGGGGUUGAUGACAAAUAUAUUAGACUAUGAAAAGUAAAAAUCUAGGCCCUUACCAUUGAAUACUUCAAAUCAAAAGCAGUUCAAAACUAUGAAUUAAGUAUCUUCAACUAAGAAUGCAACUGCAAUUAAGAACCUACUUAGUCCGACUCAUUCAGUCCUGAACAUUAGAAAGCCUGAUAUGUUCCAAACCGCCAGAAAGUCAAUUGAGCCUAAGAAAAAGAUAUCCACUGCUGAGAGGCUGAUUAUAGAGGGACAGAGAAUGCAAAGCAAAAAGGCUCAAAUUGCAGUUUUAUAAUAGCAUCUCUAGAGUGAGAUGAGCAGGGUGCAGAACUAAAAUACCAACAGAUCAAUAUACAAUACCGAUACAUCUAGGACCUAUAAUUAUGACAGAAGCCUCUAUGAAUAGUCAAAGCAUAAUCUUAAUCAUGAUUAGGAUGGCUAGAUGUACGAAUUGUGA
Molecule: messenger RNA, 2301 nt
Organism: Stylonychia lemnae
Lineage: Eukaryota; Ciliophora; Spirotrichea; Sporadotrichida; Oxytrichidae
Source: the annotation of a GenBank genome assembly